AUGACGUCACGGCCACUGGCGUAAGGUGAGCCCGAGCGCUGCCGAAUUCGUCCGACGUUUACCGAGCCGUCCGUCCAGCCGGACUGCUGGAAGCAGCCGCAACAACGCCAUGUUGAGUGAAGUCUCCCAUCUUUACGAGAAAUUUUUACCAUGCGACUCGUUGAUGUGAUGUCCUUGAGCAAAACGGAGGGAAUACCACCGGAGUCGGUCAUCUGAGCGGGACGAGAAGAGGAAUUUAACCGGGGAGAUUCAGGGAGGCUGGAGGGGAAUACAACCCCCCCCAUACCGUCUCCAUGCACAGAACACAUACAACCCCAGACUCUAAUGAUAAAAUGACAUUUUUGUACUAACAGCCAGAUUUGAUUUGAAUCCAUGGCAUAAGGAUACAUUUAUACGUUCCGGCCUCCGUAGAGAGAAGAGACGGCCAGAUUUUGUUGGACCGUGUGACCAUUUUUAUCUGCGUAUUGUUUGUUUUUGUUUAAUUGUUUGCUAUGAGUUUGCCGCCGAAAGUCGUCUCGAACCCGGCCGCUGUCGCUGUUAGUGGACCUGUAACCGGACCGGCACCGCCAACUCAACUCAGAGCAGCGCUGACCUCCGUGUCGUUACCACCGGGAGCCCAGAACGCUCCUCCGCAGCAAGCCGUGCCGCCUGCCCAGAUCCCUCGAGCAGCGAUAUCUCUGGAGGAACGCAUGUUUCCCUCUGGGGUAACUGCAGUCUACAGCGUAUCCAGACACCCUGGCCCUCCAUACCCGGGUCACGACCUCAGCAAAACCCACCCUAAUUUGGUGGGCACCCCUUCCAACCAUGCCACGCCCCCAGCCCUCUCUCAGGUAUCAGUGCCUCCUGCCCCACCGUACCGCUUCCUCAAGGGCUGGGAUACAGGCGGAGGGCCUCCAUACAACCCAGCUCAGAAUGCAGGCUCCGCCCCCCUGAUGUACUCGCCACAGACGCAGCCAAUGAACGUGCAGCCACAGACUCGGCCGUUUGUGACUGGACCUCGGCCAGCUCACCAUCAGUUCCUUCACCGGACUCAGAUGCAAGCCACACGGCCCACUCUCCCCACCAACAAUCCCUCUAUUCGGCCGGGCUCGCAGAACCCCACGGCUACGGUUUACCACCCCAACCAGUCCAUCGUGAUGACCAUGACGCCCAUGCCAUUUCCCCCCCAAACACCACAAUAUUACAUUUCCCAGUAUCGUCACAACUUACCUUACGUGGGACCCCCGCAGCAAUAUGCCAUCCAACCGCCGGGAUCCGGAACCUUCUACUCAGGACCCGGCCCUGGGGAAUACCCAAACCCUUACGCUGCCGGGCUGCCAUAUUACUCCAGCCAGGCGGUGUACCCGCCCUCUCCGCCCAUCAUAGUGCCUGCACCUCUGCCCCCUCCACCUGCCAAACGAGAGAAGAAACCAAUCCGGAUCCGAGACCCCAACCAGGGUGGAAAGGACAUCACGGAGGAGAUCAUGUUAGGAAGCAGGAAUCCCACUCCUCCUGCCGGACACCCCACCUCCAUCGUGGCCCCUCCUGCGGGACGUUCCUCCUCGACACCAACCCCGCCCACAGGACACCUGUCGUUGACGCACUCCCCGCCACAGGCAAGCAACUGUCAGACAUCAGAGCAAACAGCAUAUGUCCCACCUCAAAGACUCAGUCCUGCAACUAUAGAUGGCAGACCGCACUUAGAUGACAGGCCAGCAGAGGAGCCAGUGCAAUCUAUAUCUCCUGGAUCUAAGCUCCUCGUAGAGAAAAGAGAAGCCGGAGGUCUUCCAUUACUAGAAUCGUCUUCUCCAGAUAUAAUCCUGACUUCCUCCAGUGUUGCUUCACAUCCUGCAAGUGGCUGCAUUGUAUCCACCUCUGCAAGAGAACCUGAAUUUCAUUCUCCCACAACCACCACGACUCAAAUAUAUAAGGGCAUAUCUGGCAAGGACCCUCUCUCAGAAACAUCUAGUAUGCCUACAAUACCCUCACUGUCCCUCAAAGCCGUAAAUGGCCAUGCUGAUUUUCCAUCAGGCUGUGAAGAACCAGAGAUCCAGGAAACCUUACAGACCCAUUUGCCAUGUGAGGUUCAGACGUCAACCUCAGGUACAUCAUCCGUGGAGGAAUCCCAUCAAGAAGUUCCAGUGGCCUUGGAGGAGCUCCAGGCAGAGCACCUCACUUUAUUAGCUCCACCUGUGCCCUUGGUACCAACCAUACAGGCCUCUUCAAGCACCACCUCUGUCCUUGCGCCACCACCUGGUUUGACACGGAUAUUGCAGCCCCCCGCUGGAACCGAGGCAACAGAGCCAAACAAGACCUCAAAUGAUGUUCAACUGAAGGCUCAGGACACUUUGGAAUCACAGACUCAGAAUAACUCAAAGUUUACAGCCCAAGCUGUUUCUGCUGUACCAAAGUCUUGGAUGACACCAAAUGAAGAAAGUCAGAUGGUGGAAACGCUACAGAAGGAGAAUGAGAAGGAGGCCUCAGAGGAAAGCUUUGCUGAAGAUGAGAUGACUACUCAACCAACCUUAGGGACUUACAGCAGCCCAUUUCCAGUGCCUGAGCACCAGGAGACGAUCUCGGAGGAGAACGGGGAGACAGAGGUGGAGCCUUUGAGGAACGGAGUGGAGACGGAGAGCACAGACAGCGGCGUGACACUCGGGGGCAGCAGGGGAUCCAUGUGUUCCCCCACUCCACUCAUGCAGGAAGGUCUCGUGCAAGCUAAUGGAAAGAGGCAGUACGACCGUGACUUCCUUUUGGGCUUUCAGUUCAUGGCCGCCUGUGUGCAGAAACCCGAGGGUCUGCCUCCCAUCAGUGAUGUGGUGCUAGACAAGAUAAACCAAAACAAACUGCCACUGAGAGCUGUGGACCCCAGGCUGAUUUCCAGGGGUCCUGACUUCACUCCCGCUUUUGCAGACUUUAGCAGGCAGAUAACAGGUGGACGCGGAGCUCCGCCUCUAAAUGUGCGACGGCUCCCACCACGUAAGAUCAUCGUAAACGUUUCUGUCAACAAUGAUGUGCAGCUCAAGAAGGCCGAGAACGCCUGGAAGCCUGGAAUGAAGCGAGAAGGCUUAAUAGAUGAUCCGGAGACCCUGAAAACCCAGGAGUUGUUCCGGAAAGUCCGUAGCAUUUUGAACAAGCUCACGCCUCAGAUGUUCCACCAGCUGAUGAAACAAGUGACGGAUCUGACCAUCAACACAGAGGAGAGGCUCAAAGGAAUCAUCGACCUUGUGUUUGAGAAGGCCAUCGAUGAGCCCGGCUUCUCCGAGGCCUACGCCAACAUGUGUCGCUGUCUGGCCACGCUAAAAGUGCCCACGUCAGACAAACCCAAUACUUCGGUAAACUUCCGGAAGCUGCUAUUGAACCGCUGUCAGAAGGAAUUUGAGAGGGACAAAGUGGAUGACGUUGUGCUGGAGAGGAAACAAAAGGAGCUGGAUUUGGCCACAUCGCCUGCAGAAAGGGAAAGAUUACAGGAGGAACUUGAGGAAACGAAGGAUAAAGCCCGCAGACGCUCCACUGGAAAUAUCAAAUUCAUCGGCGAGCUGUUCAAGCUCAAGAUGUUGACAGAACCUAUCAUGCAUGACUGCGUGGUCAAGCUGCUGAAACACCAUGAUGGCGAGAGCUUGGAGUGCCUCUGUAGACUCCUGAGCACCAUCGGCAAAGACCUCGACUUCGAGAAAGCCAAGCCCCGCAUGGACCAGUACUUCAACCAGAUGGAGAAAAUUGUCAAAGAGCGCAAGACGUCGUCACGGAUACGGUUCAUGCUACAGGAUGUGAUAGAUCUGAGACUGCAUAACUGGGUGUCCCGGAGAGCAGACCAGGGUCCUAAAACCAUAGAGCAGAUUCAUAAAGAGGCCAAGAUGGAGGAACAGGAAGAGCAGAGAAAGGUUCAUCAGCAACUUCUAUGUAAAGACAUGAAGCGGAGACCAGAUCAGCGGGAUCAGCGCUCGCAGAGAGACGAGACGUGGAACGCGGUGCCCACCACUAAGAACAGCAGAACCAUCGACCCCACAAAGAUCCCCAAGAUCUCCAAGCCUCAAAUCGAUGAGAAGAUUCAGCUGGGUCCACGCGCUCAGAUCAACUGGAUAAAGGGCAGCAGUGGUGGAGCCAAAGCUUCUGGUGACUCUGAUUUGACGCGUCCUGCCGGUAACACCUUGAACCGGUAUUCAGCACUGCAGUCAUCCACAGCUCAACUCAGCCCACCGCCAUCCCAGAGUCCUGAUUCUGACUCCAGACGCACACUGGGAAGCCGCGGCAGUACUGGUCGUGAACGCAGCGAAAAGCCUUCGAGUUUGGGCCCGUCCCAAACAGGGCCUUACAGCAGAGGUGGCAUCACCAAAGAGCAAACAGACAACGUGAACCCUGAGGAAACGGUCAACUUACAAAACACAAACCGCAAGGCCAGCAUCUCGGAGGACAAAAAAGAGACGGAAAACAGCAGGGCCACAGAGACAGGAGUGACACCAGAAACUCCAGUCACCAUCGUUUCAGAGAAGCCCGUCCUGUCUGAAGAGGAGAUGGAGAGGAAAUCCAAAUCUAUCAUCGAUGAGUUUCUACACAUUAAUGACUACAAGGAAGCGGUGCAGUGCGUAGUGGAGAUUGAACAGCCCUCUCUGCUGUUUGUGUUUGUACGUGUGGGUCUGGAGUGCACACUAGAGCGCAGUCAGAUAGCCAGAGAACACAUGGGGCUGCUUUACUAUCAGCUCAUUCAGAAGGGCAUCCUGCCCCAUUCACAACUCUACAAAGGGUUUUCAGAGAUGUUGGAGCAGGCUGAUGAUAUGGCCAUUGAUAUUCCCUUCAUCUGGCUCUAUCUGGCUGAGCUGCUCAGCCCUUUGUUGAGAGAGGGAGGAAUUGCAAUGAGAGAUCUGUUCAGCGAGUUAAGUAAACCGCUACUCCCCGCGGGAAGAGCUGCCAUCUUAUUUUCUCACAUACUGCACCUACUAUGCAAACAAAUGAGCCAUAGGAAAGUUGGUGACUUGUGGAGAGACUCUGGGCUAAACUGGGGCAACUUCCUGCCUGAGGGAGAAGAUCUGACUGCCUUCAUCUCACAGCAGAAAUUAGAGUUCACAUUGUCAGACUGUUCCACUAACUCCUUGGUUCCGGAUAAAAUCAGCUUAAGCCCUGAGGAGUUCCUCAGACAACUCGAGAACCUCCUGCUGGAGGACAUGACCAAUGAUGAGCAGAUCUUCGACUGGAUCGAGGCUAAUUUGGAUGAAUCUCAGAUGAGUUCCUAUAUGUUUUUGAGAGCUUUAAUGACAGCCGUAUGUAAGGCAGCAGUUACAGAUGAAAGCACUUCCUGUAGAGUGGACACCGCUAUCAUCCAGAGACAUCUGCCUAUAUUACACAAGUACUUUGACUCGGACACUGAGCGACAGCUUCAGGCCCUUUACGCUCUUCAGGAUUUGCUCGUUGCCUUGGAUCAACCACCCAAUCUGCUCCGAAUGUUUUUUGACUGUCUUUACGAUGAGGAUGUUAUUUCGGAGGACGCUUUCAAUAAAUGGGAGACAAGUACAGAACCAGCGGAGCAGCAGGGAAAAGGCGUGGCACUAAAGUCGGUCACUACCUUCUUCACUUGGUUACGAGAGGCGGAGGAGGAAUCUGAGGAUAAUUGACACAAAUACUGUAGAUGCCUGACACAAGCAUUGAACCCAGACUAUGAAAGUCUAGCCCUAGGAACGGCCAGAGUCCUCUACAUUAUGACUUUCAAACACUUGGCCAUUUUGAGCUGGAACUCUACAACAGGAGGGAACAAUAUAUACUUGUAUCAUAUAUAUAGAAAAUAUUUUUGUUUUAAAGUUUGACAUUUUUUGUUACUUUCAGAAGAAAAGACUUAAAAAUCGGUUCUGAACUCUUAAUUUAUUAUUUUUUUAAAAGGAUGCGAAUAUGGAGUUCUAUUUAACAUUUGCAGGCAAGAAAAACAUUGAUAGAAAUAACAGAACAUGUAUUAUAACAAUAAUAUUCAUUUAGAUGAAAUGUGUAAGCAGCCACCCAGGAUUUCACAUGAUUCACCUUAAAACAGGGUAAAGAUUAUCCCCUUUUGAAGGAAAUAAACAUAAAACCUUGGCUGAAGGGGAUUUCCAGGAUGGAGACGGUUAAUGCUGUCUGGUUCAGGUUGUCUGGUAAUACCAUACCUGCAUUAGCUUACUCAAUGAACUUUCCAAAUAAGAAUAAAAAUGAAUAUGCAUCCUGAAAGAAAAAAUUGUUCACAUAGUUCACAGAUAAAUUGUAUGCAUUGAAGGUGAAAUGCAAACAAUUAAACUCGGAACAUUUCCAGGAUUGUUCAGUGUUCGUGUAAUGAAGACCUGCAGAGGAAAUGUAAAGCUUGUAAAUAAAGACUGAAACAAUGUUUAAAAAAUAAA
This is a messenger RNA of Triplophysa rosa, 6335 nucleotides long. RefSeq names its product eukaryotic translation initiation factor 4 gamma, 3a (gene eif4g3a). Gene Ontology annotation, cellular component: eukaryotic translation initiation factor 4F complex. The record is from RefSeq and is a predicted model, not a curated record. Gene Ontology annotation, molecular function: mRNA binding; protein binding; translation initiation factor activity. The coding region runs from base 492 to 5588 and encodes 1698 amino acids. Lineage: Eukaryota; Metazoa; Chordata; Actinopteri; Cypriniformes; Nemacheilidae. The transcript is spliced from 34 exons.